UAGUGGAAGAUGUCCGAUGAAACGAACGGGACAAACGCUCGUCUCUAUUCUCGCAGGAUUGUGAUAUGAUGAAGCUACAAGGCCAUGAGGAAAUCAACACUGACCACAGGGGAGAGGGCUGACAACCUAGAACAGGUGAAGAAACUCACCAAACAUGUGAGUGAUUGUGUUCGUCGAGCAAAUGCAGCUCUGGGUGAGGCAGGGGUUGUGGCGGCCCUCUUCAGUCCUCAGGCUGUAGCAGUGCGGGCCAGACUGAGGGAAGCGUGUGAAAAGGUGAUCACGAUGGCGCCAGGACCUCAAGCACGUCGCAUGGAAGAGAUUCUUUGGCGGAAAGUCUACUACGAGCCUUUGACUUCUGCAAAGAAAAUCAGGAAGGGCACAGCAUGGUCAAGCACAGAAGCAUGCUGGGUUUAUGGCCAUUUAUGGACUGGUCUAGCAUACUACCAUCAGCUGCUGCAUACAUUAGCUCAGGCCCACCACUUAGACCGAGGCUUGGCUGAUCUACUCCCAUAUCCGGCCCAGGAUGAGGAUGAAAAUAUUUCGGCUUCCCCUGGAGAAAACGGAAUUGACUCUGUUCAUCGCUGCCUCACCUGCUUGGGGGAUCUGACCCGUUACAUGCUAGACCUCCCAUCGCCACCACCUUACCAUCUACCAGUUCGCUACUAUCUGCAGGCCCUUCAUUACCACCGGGAAGGAGGCCUUACACACAGUAACUUAGCAACAGUGUACACCAACAGUGAUCAGCCUCUGCUUGCUGCAGCACACUAUCUAAGAGCAUUAACAUGUGAAAAAGCUUUUGAGGCAGCUGAAGGAAAUCUAAAACGGCUCUUAGACAAAAGCCGUGCAUUUUAUGAGACAGGAAUUGACAACGGUAUUAAUAAAACAGCUGCAGACCACCAGAAGAUGUUCUUACAUACUGUUCUCACACUCGUCUCAUUCCUCAUUAACAACAGAGCUACUGAGGAAGUUGCCAGGCUUUGUCAGGAUGUUCUUGUUCAGCUUGGUAAAGUCUUAGAGACCUAUGAUGAUGGUGACAACGAUGUCUCAGAGAGGUCACCUUCUCCAUCAGCAACACCAAAUGGUCACACUCCAACAGUCCAGAAUGGUUGCGACUCUCCAGUGGAACCAGCCAAGAAGUCUCCUCUCUUCAGUCUGACACCUGAAUCAGUGGUGGCCUUCUGUGCAGUACUAGUUUUAUGUACUCAAAGGCUGAAGAAGCAAGGGUUGUCUCACACAAGCAUGGCUCAAGCUCUCCUGGUGUCUGUUUUGCUGACCCUCAUCUCCCAUGUUACAAGCCGUUUAGAGCAGCGCAUUUCGCUGGUGGAUCCGUCUUUCUUGACAACACUCUUGCCUGACUCGGAAAAGAAGACAGAGACGGAUAUAAAGGAAAAUGAAACUGAUGGACAGAAGGGAAAUAAGGAAAAUUUUGAAAGCAUUGAUAAAGUUGAAGGAGAAGUUGCCAAGAAAAAAAAGAAAAAGGGACGAAAUAAUAGGCUGAGAAAUUUGAGGAGGAGAAGGAAGGUGAAUGAUGACAGUCCAGUUCUCAGUGAUGAUGAUACUGGCUCAGAUGAUUCUGCAAGUGAUGCUGAAGAUAAUGAUAGAGAAGCAGAUGAUGAUGAAAUGUCAAGUGAGGAAGAGGAGGAAGAGGAAGAAGAAGAACUUGAUCUCUCACAGCUGUGCUCCUCAGAAGAUGAUGAUUCAGACGAAGAUGUAAAGAUUGAGUCUGACCAAGAAUGGGAAGGCCUUAGUGCAAGUGAGCACUUAGAAUUGAUUGGUCAGGAAGGCAUGCUGUCGGCUGUAUAUGUGCUUUGUGAUUGGCUGAAGAAGGAAGAUGAAGUCAUACAACUUUGCAUUAAGACAGCAGAUUCUUUAUGGACAGCCAUUGCCAAGUUGUUGAAUUUAUUGAGGGUUGACUUUGACCAGCUAAAAAGCAAUUCAAAUAUUGUGCGGCACGAUGUCAUUAAACUUGUGCAAGAAUCUGUCUCGGGGUCGACGGAUUCCCAAAGCCCUAUGCUGGAGGCACUUUGCAAGACGCCUUUACCUGAGGACCUAAUGCUUCAUACACUUAUAUCUUCAUAUCUCUCUGCAUCACACAAGUCACUCAACUUGAAGUCAUCUGAACUUGUUCUUUUGAGAAUUGGUCGCCUUGCUGUCUUCGGGAGGGAGCUGAACAAGAGGCAGGAUGCUCCUCUGUGGCACAACACAGACACGGGGCUCUACACUUUUUCAAUGGAAGGUGUUAUUGUUGAAGAGAGCAAGAACAAAGAAGUUGGACAGGAGACAACCAGCAGGGAAUCUUCGGCCUCCCCAUCAGAAGACGACAUGUUAAGUGUCCCCCCUGCCAAGAAAGAAUCAAAGCGACUUGCUGGAAUGCAGAGUCUCACAGCGCAGUGGCUUCAACACGAAGUACGUAACUUAGAAGAGCGGACAGCAAGACGUGCUACUCUCGGGUUGUACCUUGUUCCAGAUGCAAGUGUGCUCAUCAACCAUCUUCCUGCUAUCAAGAUGCUACUCUCAAAACCCACCCAUAUGAUCAUCAUACCUCAAACAGUUAUUGAUUUACUGGAUCAGCAAAAGCGCGAAAGCUUGGGCGCUCGAGAUGCCAUUCGCUGGUUAGAGAUCAAGUUCCGUCACGGUUCCCGAUUUAUCCGCUCACAGAGGCCUCAUGAAAGGACUCACCUUCCGCUCAUUAAAUACCCAAAGCGCAAAGACAAAGAAGCUUGGGAAUGGUAUCAGAUUCUGGAAUGCUGUCAUUACCUGAGUGCUCAAGUCCAGCAGAAUUCAGCCAGUGUGAAGGCUGCCACAGUGACGCUCUUGACAGGAGAGCAUCAGUUACCCAAUUCCUCCUUCUCUCACUCUGGUCUUGCCCAUGCUGCUGGUGCAGUUUUGGAGCAUAUAGAGGAGUUUAUGCGGAAAUGGCAAACAUCCACUAAAGGGCAUAGCUGAUCAAGAACAGAUGAAUGGAAAAGGCUAGCUCCUGAUUGGUAAUGACCCACCAUCCUCCCUAUCGGUGCGUCAAAUAGAACAUCCACCACCUGGCCCAGUGCACAUAUCAGGCCAAGUCCUCAACAUUGGCCCUGUGGUCAGUGCAUCAUGUAUGUGCAGAUGCACGAAGAAAGUAUGCACCAGGGGCCUCGGUGAAGUGUGUCAGUCAUCCCACAAUCCUAACUGCGGGUAUAUUGGGUUACUCUGAUUCCACCAGUUGGGCGGAACUCAGUCCUCCAUGGUUGGGUAUAGGAAAUUCUAGUGGAUGUUUCCAGAGAUGGUGAAAAUGUAGGUUGCAACUGGGAUUAAAGAUCCUGUUAACCUUUCUAAUCCAGUCUUUUAUUUCAUUUGGAAGAGAUAACACCUUUCAAUAACUUCAAAGCAUUGGCACCCUCUAAAUGCUGAGAGAAUAAGGUCAAAGAUCAUACAGUCACUGCAUUUAUACCAUGUGGCAAAUACUUGAAAAAUUACCCAAGCAUAAUCCAUUCAUGAACCUGAAGAGUACUAACAGGGGUACAUCAAACAAUUCAUGAGCAAAGAAUGUGUGUAGUAAAGGUUUGCUUUUUCUUUUUUUCCUUUCUGUCAUUUUUUAUCAAUGAUUUUAUAUUUGGGAUUUUUUUUUUAAUAGAUAGUAGUUAAUACUAUUACAUGAAAAAAAUUCUUUUACUGACAAAUGAAGAAAUUACUGUCAGAGCACCUCAGUUUUUGAAGACAUCGUGUGAGUUUUAACAUACAUCAUUGUACUUGUGGCUUGAUGCAUAGGAACAGGACAUAUUUCCUUGGUUUUAGAACAUUACUACUGCCUUGCAAGGUAGGAUUUAUAUACUACAGAAAGCUUGUACCCCCACAACUGUCAAGUGUGCCAAAAUACAGACUAAAAGUGCAAAAUUGAAGUUUUUCAAAUGCUUUCAACUUUAUAUCAGAAUGAAACAUCCUGCUGGUAAGGUUUUCAUGUGUAUUGUGGGUUGUGAUAUUUGUUUAAUGCAUUCAUUCAGUAUCUUUCUAUGCUUACUCGGUGAAGUCCCUGAGCUGAAAUAUAUGGAUUUGGACAAUUCAGAUUUGGCAUGGUAUACUAUGUCCAAGAGUUACUUAUUAUUUUUAUCUUUGCUGUGACCUGUUUGAUUCAUUCAUUUUAUGUUUUUUAUUUCCUUAUUUGAAAUUGCAUUCAUCUAUGGUCUUAAUAAAAAGAGAUAUUUCAUAGGC
Penaeus vannamei (Pacific white shrimp) is the source of this 4188-nucleotide messenger RNA. RefSeq names its product Smg5 nonsense mediated mRNA decay factor (gene Smg5). Gene Ontology annotation, biological process: nuclear-transcribed mRNA catabolic process, nonsense-mediated decay. The record is from RefSeq and is a predicted model, not a curated record. NCBI's taxonomy places the organism in Eukaryota, Metazoa, Arthropoda, Malacostraca, Decapoda, Penaeidae. Gene Ontology annotation, cellular component: telomerase holoenzyme complex. Gene Ontology annotation, molecular function: telomerase RNA binding; protein binding; telomeric repeat DNA binding.